Messenger RNA from Brassicogethes aeneus, 890 nucleotides. The record is from the annotation of a GenBank genome assembly. Lineage: Eukaryota; Metazoa; Arthropoda; Insecta; Coleoptera; Nitidulidae.
AGUCUGGUCAAAUUUUGGGCCACCUCCCCAAUAAAGAAUACCUAAUUAUAAUGAGCAAUUGGAAAUUAAAAGCGAUUAAUAGGGCUUAUAAGAAAACAACUGAGUUAAGAAAUUUCAAUUAUAUUGUUAAUCCUCAUGUCAUCAACCUUAUAGGAAACAUAAAAGACAAAACCGUAUUAGACGUCGGUUGCGGAUUCGGGAGGUACCUAGAAAUUCUCUCCAAGCAUACCCCGUCAAAAUUGGUGGGGUGUGAUAUUUCUGAGCAUCAAAUACAAUUGUGUAAAGAAAGUGUAAAAAAUAAAGAUAUAGAAUAUUACAUCGUUGAUUUUUCUGAUGCUAGCAGCUCUAUAGCUUUAGGACAGAACAAAUAUGAUAUUGUCUACAAUGUGUUUGUAAUAUUAUAUAUAGAAACUCUUGAAAAAUUAAAAACAUGCAUUGAAAAUUGUUACAAAUGCUUAAAAAAGGGUGGAAAAGUUGUUAUAUGUACGUUGGAUAUUCUAAGUGCCUCAUUUUAUCCAGAAGUCUUUGAUAUACUAAAGCUUACCGCAAAACCUUUAACUAAGGAUAAUGAGUUUACUGAUGGUUGUCCUAUACAAAUGGAAAUCAUAGAAAAUUGCAUUGUCACCUGUUAUCAAAGAAAUUUCGAGACCAUAAAACAAUUAAUUGAACAAGUGGGUUUUACUGAUGUUAGAAAAGGUGACUUAUUUCUUGACGAAAUCGCCUUACAAGCUUUUACAGAUAAGGAACUGAAUGUUAUAAAAAAAUCCAAUAUAUUUCUAUUCUUAAAAGCUAAAAAACUAUAAAUAAUGAUGGCAUGGCAAGUAGUAAAUACUUAUUUUUAUACAUGUAAAAUACUGAAAUAAAUGUUUACCUGUUAUUUCUAGUUUUCU